GGGUAUUCUCAGUCAGGACAGGCCACUGAGGAAUACAGCAAGUCAAAAAAUCUGAAAAAAUGUUUUAGUUAAUCUUGUCUCACAAUAGACUCCAUUCCAUGUACCUAAGGGGUGACCUAGCUGGUGAGUGGAAUCAUGUGAUCUUCUUGUGAUGUCAACUGUGCUCAGAAUGUUUAUUGUCUGGACAACCAGACCAGCCUCUUGGGAGCAGAUGUGCACUCUCCAUACCCUACAGUAGUCAGAAUAUGGAGAACUUCUCAUUCCUCAGCAUUUCUGGGCCGCGAAUCCCUUCCUCUGCCAUGAGCACUUUUCCUGAUAUUAUAUCCUCCCGUGCCACCAGCUUACCAGACAUCACAAAGCCUGCGGUACCUGCUGAGGCCUCCGGCCCAGCUCAGGCCCUGCCACCCCAGUACCCAAGCAGAGCUCUCCACCAGCACAGGGUACAUAACACGGUGCUCUCACCAGACUGCACAGUGGGGGACACCCAGAACGGAGAGCAGCUGAGGCGGAACUGCACCAUCUACCGGCCCUGGUUCUCCCCUUACAGCUACUUCGUGUGUACGGACAAGGAGAGCCACCUGGAGGCCUACAACUUCCCAGAGGUGCAGCGGGACGAGGGCAGGGGGGACAGCUGCCUUCCUGAGGACAUAGCUGAGAGUGUCUGUUCGUCAUCCUCCUCCCCAGAGAACACUUGCCCCCGAGAGGCAACCAAGAAAUCCAGGCAUGGCCUGGACUCCAUGGACUACAUCACGUCCCAGGACAUCCUAAUGGCCUCUAAGUGGCACCCAGCCCAGCAGAACGGCUACAAGUGCGCGGCCUGCUGCCGCAUGUACCCCACCCUGCACUCACUCAAGAGCCACAUCAAGGGGGGCUUCAAGGAGGGCUUCAGCUGCAAGGUGUACUAUCGAAAGCUCAAAACCCUCUGGGGCAAGGAGCAAAAGGCCCGGCCAGGGGACAGGCUCGCCUCAGGUAACUGCCAAGCCUUCAAGUAG
Trichechus manatus latirostris (Florida manatee) is the source of this 992-nucleotide messenger RNA. RefSeq names its product spermatogenesis associated 46 (gene SPATA46). NCBI's taxonomy places the organism in Eukaryota, Metazoa, Chordata, Mammalia, Sirenia, Trichechidae. Gene Ontology annotation, biological process: fertilization. Bases 246 to 992 code for a protein of 248 amino acids. The transcript is spliced from 3 exons. Gene Ontology annotation, cellular component: nuclear membrane. The record is from RefSeq and is a predicted model, not a curated record.